CCAGAGGUGAUUGUGCUAAAACAGUGUUUCCCAACUUGAUCCUCAGGGGGCAAAAACGCGGACUGUCUGGGGUUCCCCAAGGACCGGGUUGGGAAACACACCAUUUCAUCCAAAGGAAAUAUAUGUUGAAGCUGUAUGAGUUGAGCCCAGCAGCAUGAGAGAAGCCAUGGCCGGCUCGGAGCUGUCGGUGGCGGCUCGGCCCAGCGCCCAGCUCGACGUGCCGAGCUUCUUGGACACCCUGGGGCUGGAUAAUAGCACGGCGAAGCACUGCUAUGGCGCACACUCCCGCAGCAGCGUCCUGGAGGGCCUGCCCUUCGGUGGGGUGCCUACCGUGCUGGCCAUCAACGUCGUCAUGUGGCUGCUUCUUCUGUUGAUCUUCUCCUGUCUGCGCAAAGCGGCCUGGGAUUACGGGCGUCUGGCCCUGCUGAUGGACAACGACAGCCUGACGUCCCUGUUCUAUGGGGAGCAGAGCGAGAAGGAGAAGUCCCCAUCCGAGUCCAGCCCCUCAGACACAGAGAACAAGGACGUGGGCUUCUGCUCCUGGCUGACAUCCCUCUAUCAUAUGAAGGACGAGGAGAUCCGGAGCAAGUGUGGCAUCGAUGCCACCACGUACCUGUCCUUCCAGCGCCACAUCAUCCUGCUGAUGGCAGUGGUCUGCCUGCUCUCUGUGGCCGUCAUCUUGCCUGUCAACAUCUCCGGAAGCCUACUGGAUGACAGCCCUCAGAACUUUGGUAGAACGACAGUAGCCAAUAUUCCUGCAGAGGACAGUUUCCUGUGGAUGCAUAGCAUCUUUGCCUUGCUGUACUUCAUUAUCACCUCUGUGUGCAUGGCACACCACUCGUCACGACUGGAGUACAGGGAGGAUGAGAGGGUGGCCCGAACUCUCAUGAUCACCGGCAUCCCCAGGGAGAUCUCGGACCCAAGUCUCAUCACCAAGCACUUCCAUGAGGCCUACCCCAGCUGCACUGUCACAGACAUCCGAUUCUGCUACGAUGUGCGCAAACUCAUGAAGCUGGACUCAGACAGGCGGAAGGCGAUGAAGGGCCGGCUGUACUUCACUGGCAAGGCCCAGAAAGAAGGACGCAUCAUGAUCAAGACUCAUGCCUGCGGCCAGAUAUUUUGCUGUGACUUUUGUGGAUUUGAGCAGGUUGAUGCAGAGCAGUACUACAGUGAGCUGGAGGAGAAGCUGACGGACGAGUUCAACGCGGAGAAGAACCGGAUCUCUCUGAAGCGGCUGGAUAUUGUGUUCGUCACGUUCCGGGACGAGAGGAUGACUGCUGUCAUCGUGAAGGACUACAGCCGGACCCGUUGUCGCCGGAGACCCCAGCAGUCCAGCAUCACCACCAUAGUCCGCUCCCUCAAGUGGGGGGUGGGUUAUGCCCCCGCCCCCAGCGACAUCAUUUGGGAGAACCUGUCAGUGCGCGGCUCCUAUUGGUGGUUGCGCUGCCUCCUGCUCAACAUCUUCCUCUUCCUGCUGUUCUUCUUCCUCACCACACCAACCAUCAUCGUCAACACUAUGGACAAGUUCAACGUCACGCGUCCCGUGGAGAGCUUGCAGAAUCCGGUGAUCACACAGUUCUUCCCCACCCUGCUCCUGUGGGUCUUCUCCGUGCUGGUUCCCUUCGUCGUUUACUACUCGGCUUUCUUCGAGUCCCAUUGGACCAGAUCGAGUGAGAACCAGAUAACGAUGCAUAAGUGCUUCUUACUGCUGAUCUUCAUAGUGCUCAUUCUGCCAUCGUUGGGUCUCCUUAGCUUGGAGGUAUUCUUCAGGUGGCUCUUUGACCGCAAGUUCCUGGAAGAAAAAGUUGUGAAAUUUCAGUGCAUGUUCCUCCCUGACAACGGGGCCUUCUUCGUUAACUACGUCAUCACCUCCAGCCUGAUGGGCACGGCCAUGGAGCUGCUGCGGCUGCCAGCGCUCACCGUCUACGCAAUGCGCCUCUGCUUUGCCAAGUCCGAGGCCGAGCGCAUCCACGUCAAGAGGAACCAGGCCUACGAGUUCCAGUUCGGCCUGCAGUAUGCUUGGACCAUGUGCAUCUUCGCUGUCAGCAUCACCUAUAGCAUCACCUGCCCCAUCAUCACGCCCUUCGGUCUGCUGUAUGUGGCCCUCAAGCACAUGAUUGAUCGCUACAACAUCUACUACGCCUACGUCCCCACCAGGCUCAGCCAGCACAUCCACUACGCCGCUGUCAGCCAGGUCAUGGUGGCGCCCAUCCUCUGCAUGCUCUGGCUGCUAUCCUUCUCCGUGCUGCGACUGGGCCCGUUCCGGCCGGUCACCCUCUUCACCUUUGUCUCGCUGCUGUGCUGCAUCGUCUUCUCCCUCUUCGGCCUGUGCCUGAGGAAACUGAGACCCCCCAAACCCACCAGCUACCAAAUGUCUGACCAGCCCACGGAGGGCGUCUUCAGUGACACGGAGAGAGGCAGCCUUUCAUCGGUGCCCAACCCCAACCUUUUUGUAGCCUCCGUGCUGCAGGAGCCCGAGCUGGGUCUGACUCCUAUGGCGUCUCCGGCCCACCAGAGCUACGGUGCCAUGGGGAACCGGCGGGGCUCCUCGCGCGGGGGGGGUGAAGAAGAGGCGCAACCUCAGACUUACGAGACGGAGCUGCAGGACCCUCCCCCCGAUCCUGAGGACCCCUUUGCCUCCAGUCCCCUCAUGGACAGCCAGCUGGGCUAUCAGUAACGUCCCACUCGCCCCCCGCGCCCCCCUGCUCCGAGCCACACGCGUGCCCCCUCUUCCACAGCCGCGUAACUCCAGGCUUAAAAAAGCCAAAGCAGCAAAACAAAGAGAGAACGAGCAUUAAUCCAGAAUGUUCCUCUGCCCAGUUCAGCUGCCUGAAAGCCUCGGACAUAGAGUUUGCUGGCCAGACCUUCUGCUGGACCUCUGUGAGAGCUCUCGAACCUUGGGCUCCAGAUUUCUGGUACUGCGGUUGAUGCAGGUUGGAUGGAUAGAAGGAAGGAGAUCGGGCCUGGCCAAGAUUAGGACAGAACCAGAAGAUAUGGUGGUGUGCAGCCCCAGAGGACCAGGAGCAGAAAUAAACUGACCAUGGGGAGAAACAUCUCAGAGCGUCCACCUUCUGUCACUGAGAGUCUGGCUGCAUCUCAUAUGGCUUCGUGCUGCACUUCCUUACUUAUUUGCAAAAACGUUUCCCCCCAGCCUUGUGAAGCUUGCCAUAUGAGGCCACAGGAGGUGGGGGGGGUGUUAGGAGUGAGGGGAUCCCAAGCAGUUUCAGAGUUUUGCGACACCUCCAAGGCGACUCCAAGGGCUCGCAAAGCCAUCUGUGGUGAGAGAACAUGACAGUGCUGUAGGGCAGAGUGCAUCUGGGGACCGGAAUGUUCUCUCCAUGUCGCUGUGCAGAGGGCAAAGGAACACAGCUAAAAAAAAUCCCCCAUUGCUCUCUAAACCUUUGUUGCUCUUCAUUGUUUUAUUAUGGUUUAUUACCAGUUUUCUUGCAGUUAUUAAUGUUGUUACUGAUUAUUAUUCCUAUUACUGUUAUUACUUCUACUAGUACUCUUAGGUAAUCGCUAUUUUUACCGCUGGAAUUUGAUGUCAGUGGUGAAGUAUUCAUCUUGUAAACGCGACACAAGGCAUCAGCCGGUUUGGAAAGAUGUCACACGGCAAAGCAGAAAAAAAAAUGUCGGCGUUCAAACGUGUUUCGAGACACCGACAAAAAAGCAGACCCAGAAAUCGGUAGCGCCGAAGGAGGAAGCAGAGUGCCGUUACCCAGUCUGCUGCUAUCGCCCCGUUGCAUUAUGGGCCAUGGACUCCCGCCGCAUGCUCCAUUAGGGAGACACUCUUACAGCUCCACGUCGCCUCUGCCUGACGGGCUUUCGGGGCUGGGGGGGGGCUCCUUCUGCAUCGGCCCUCCAUAAAGCCAUUUUCCUUUCUUGCUCCAACCUUUGACCUGUACCAGUGCUUCGCAGUGUAAUCAGUUCCUAAACGUUCCUACAACGUUACUCCUCUGCUCCGUUGUGACCGUGUUGCGUCCUGAUCUGUCAGUUGUUGUAAUGCUGCGCGAUGUGUUUGGAGCAAGGGGAAAAAUGCCCCCUCCCCACACCUCUUUCCAAAUCCUGAAUGUAAAACGGUUGAGGUUUGUAUUAUUCUUUAUCGCUCUCUUGCUGUGCCUUGAAGAAGAAAGGAAAAAAAAGUCCUUUUGUUUGACAAUCCAGCAUGGCCUGAAAUAUGCUGCAUGGAAUGUAUUUACAGAGCCAGGAACUGGGGGAACAGUCACAUACACUAACACAUCCCUCCCCAUAUGUAAUAUUCAUCGGGGAUGCUGCAGAAUCCACUAACAUGAAGCAGCCAACCCCCCCCCCCCAUUCACCUUCAGAGGCAGUUCUGAAUCCCCCAUGGAUGGCAAGCAGGUGGCACUCUGCCACUCUCACACAAUGUGGUCUAGUGGGCAGGCUGUGGAUAGGCACAGCCCCCUUUCCAGCAGCCACGGUGUCCGUCUCAGUCGCCCGUCUCUCAGUAUGUAGCAUAGUGUGGGCUGUGCUGUAUACCAGCUCUUCAGAACUCGGAAGCUGCAGUGUACGCUGGUUUUCCUUCAGCCCUGAAUUUCCCUUAGCUCUAAGGCAGCAGGUGGUGUGGAAGUCAAGGACGUGGACCCAUAUGUGAGCAGUGCUUGGUUCACGGCCUUGCGCCUUCAGCGAGCAAAGUGACUGAAUCAGAAUUCAAGAUCUUUAUUGGCCAUCUGCAGCAGGUGCACUGGAAUGCUUGAUCAAUCAGCCACACUCAGUUACAAAGAGACUAAAGAUGCAAAACAAGUCAGACAGUGCAAAACAAUAAAAUAGUACCAUACAACACAGCACAGUCCAGCUGUUUGAGGAGGGAAAUGACUGAAAUGUGAACAGAUUACAUGGACCGUACAUCGCAUCUCCCAGUAAUUCACGUCUUUCAUGCGCCUAAUGAAACGUGUGUUCCCAUUCUGAUUAGGCACAACUUAAAACAGAAAAGAGGGGCAUGCAUUGGUGUCGGCUGAUAUAGUCUCUCUACAAUCACCACCAUUGUAUUAUGCGCAUGGGUACAGCAUCUGCGCAAGUGUGAUUGCCGUGGACAGGAAGAUUCACCGAGUAGUCGCCAUACCCACAAGGCAGUGCUUCUCACCGGAUAAUGAAUUUCGUGAUUGACAGCUACAAAACAUGAUAUCAAGUGGGGUUGCUUGGGUGUCCUUGUCGGCUUACAGUUUUUUUAUUGUUUUAUCUGAGUUUGUGGGUUCUAGGAUCUCUGUCAUCUUUGUAUUGAGUUCUUUUUUUUUCUUUCUUACUAGUGGGGAUUUAAAAACUAUAUCCUUAAUUCAGUGCGCAGUGCAAGUGAAUCUGAAACCAAGUCUGAUUUUCUACAAACGAGUGAAACCCCAAAACUGCCAAUUGCAUUAUGUUCACAUUCAUUUGCUGCCAUCCGAGAGAUUAAUAGCAGAAAGUGUUGAAAGCAUCAGGAACCGGAUUCUGGAGCAGAUGAGAGGAAUUUCACAGCAGAGACACGCGUCCCAACCCAAAUGUCUCCAUGGUUUCUGUUCCUGUGACUUGUUUUACGGACUUUAAAGUUUUGCGAUUCCUUCUCCAGUAUGGUUUUGAAUCCCUUCAUUUUGACAUCGGCCAGGAUGGUGGGUAGAAAAAAUAAAAUCUUUUUUUUAAGAUCAUCUUGUGGAAAUAUAUAUGCAAGAGAGAUGAAGUACGUGGACUGGAGUUUUUCAUUUUCAAGAUUUUCCCUCUAGAGUUCCAGUAACCCUGGCAAUGUAAAUAGGAACUGUGUCCAUAAAGUUAAAUCACAACAAUAUUUUACUAAUCCUGUGAUACCCCAUUCAUCUGUUGUCUUGGAUAUGCAAACAAUGAGUUUUCUGAAUAUAAUAAAUUCAAAGUGAAUACAA
Messenger RNA from Paramormyrops kingsleyae, 5864 nucleotides. It is a transcript of the gene tmem63c, whose product is annotated as transmembrane protein 63C. Gene Ontology annotation, cellular component: plasma membrane. Gene Ontology annotation, molecular function: calcium-activated cation channel activity. The record is from RefSeq and is a predicted model, not a curated record. NCBI's taxonomy places the organism in Eukaryota, Metazoa, Chordata, Actinopteri, Osteoglossiformes, Mormyridae.